Molecule: messenger RNA, 2109 nt
Organism: Trichosporon asahii var. asahii CBS 2479
Lineage: Eukaryota; Fungi; Basidiomycota; Tremellomycetes; Trichosporonales; Trichosporonaceae
Product: inner membrane protein
Exons: 6
Coding region: 1-2109 (702 amino acids)
Biological process (GO): malate-aspartate shuttle; L-glutamate transmembrane transport; aspartate transmembrane transport
Molecular function (GO): calcium ion binding; L-glutamate transmembrane transporter activity; L-aspartate transmembrane transporter activity
Source: RefSeq, a predicted model, not a curated record
AUGUCUGCUGCCGCCUCAUCAUCGACCAGCGCUCCCGACAACAGCCCGGGCGUCGCGGCCCGUCUUGCGUCGCUGACUGCGCCCGCCGAGUCUGAGCUGAACCGCUGGAAGCGGACAUUCGACAAGCAUGCCGGUGUCGAGGUCGACGGAAAGAAGUACCUCAACCCCCAGCAGUUCAUCGACGCCAUCGCCCCGACCGACGAGGGCUUCAACCGCAUCAAGCGCGACCAGUACAGCAUCCUUUUCCGAGUCGCCGACGCCCACAAGCGCGGUCUCGUGUCAUUCGAGGACUUUGUUCUGUUCGAGACGCUGCUUAAACGACCCGACGCCGACUACCAGCUCGCGUUCUCGGUCUUUGAUUCCGACGCCUCCGGCACCAUCGACUUUGAGGAGUUCAAGAACGUCCUCCAGCAGAACAUCGCCGCCUCCGGUAUCCCGUUCAACUUUGACUGCGACUGGAUCAAGCUCUACCUCGGAAAGCGCGGCGGCAACCAUGUUCUUGGCUACCCCGAGUUCACCCAGCUCAUCAAGGGCUUCCAGGGAGAGCGUCUCCGUCAGGCGUUCCACUACUUUGACAAGGACGGAGACGGAUAUAUCUCGCCUGAGGAGUUCCAGCGCAUCAUUGUCGAGAUUGCUGGCCACAAGCUGUCCGACUCUGUCCUCGAGCGCCUUCCGACGCUCUGCACGAUGAACCCCGGCCGCAAGAUCAGCUACUCCGAGGUCAUUGCUUUCCACAACAUCAUCCGCGACAUGGACGUCGUCGAGCGCAUCAUCCAGCGUGCCGCCAAGAAGUCCAAGGACGGACGCAUCGCCGUUUCCGACUUCCUGAACGAGUCUGCCGGCAACCUUCGCUACGGCAUGUUCACGCCGAUGGAGGCCAACAUUAUCUGGCACUUUGCUGGCCGCGGUAUCGACGGCAAGAUGGGUGAGCGCCUGACCCUCGCCGACUUUGAGUCGCUCCUCGACGCCAAGUGGCAGCCGCCUCUCCAGCUUUCGCAGGUUGAGCCCCUCGCCAAGCGCAGUUUCAUGAGCCACGCUGCCGAGUCGACGUUCAACUUCGUUCAGGGUGGUAUUGCCGGAGGUGUUGGUGCGUUUGCCGUGUACCCGAUCGACCUGGUCAAGACGCGUCUGCAGAACCAGCGUUCGAACGUUGUCGGUGAGGUCCUGUACCGCAACGCGUGGGACUGCGUGAAGAAGGUGUACCAGAACGAGGGCGGUGUCCGUGCGUUCUACCGUGGUGUCCUGCCGCAGCUCGUCGGUGUCGCUCCCGAGAAGGCGAUCAAGAUCACCGUCAACGAGAUCAUCCGAAAAAAGAAGACGGACCCGGAGACUGGCGCCAUUCCUCUGGGAUGGGAGAUCUUCGCUGGAGGUGCCGCCGGAGGAUGUCAGGUCGCCGUCACGAACCCGCUCGAGAUUGUCAAGAUUCGUCUGCAGAUGGCUGGAGAGAUGGCUCGCGUUGAGGGAGGAGCCGCUGUCCAGCGUGGCGCGUGGCACGUCGUGAAGCAGCUCGGUCUCAUGGGCCUGUACAAGGGUGCCGGAGCGUGUCUGUGGCGUGACAUUCCCUUCUCGAUGAUCUACUUCACGUCGUAUGCGCACCUGAAGAAGGACCUCUUCGCCGAGGGCAAGCAGGGCAAGCAGCUCUCGUUCGGCGAGCUGCUCCUCGCCGCCGGUAUCGCCGGUAUGCCCGCCGCGUACCUUACGACGCCUGCCGAUGUCGUCAAGACGCGUCUGCAGACCCAGGCCCGUGCCGGCCAGACGGUGUACAAGGGUGUUCUCGACGGCUUCGCCAAGAUCUACCAGGAGGAGGGUCUCCGCGCCCUCUACAAGGGAGGCAUCGCGCGUGUCAUCCGCUCCUCGCCGCAAUUCGGUGUCACCCUCGCCGUCUACGAGCUCAUGCACAAGCACUUCCCGUACCCGUACGGCGAGGAUGCGGCCGCGCAGGCGCACCAGAGCCCGCGCCCGAAGACGACCGACAUCUCGCGCGUCCGUGCCCGCAACGGACUCAAGAUUCUGCUCGACUGCUCCUCGCGCUUCGGCACGCUCGACCCGAGCACUGUCGCCAAGGGCCUCGACACGAUGCCGAAACAGCUCAAGACUACCCAGCACUAA